GGUACGGGCCGGUGGGUGCGGCUGACACAUCAGUGGUGUUCCAGGCGCUGCGCGCGAGCCCAGGAGGCGAGCAGGGACCCGGGCUUUGUGGCCAUCUCUCCGGGUCCCCACGACGCCGAUUUCCGUGCAAGGAUGGCUCGGGGCGAGCGGCGGCGCCGCGGAGCGCCGGCAGACGGAGCGCGGACCGCUGAGAGGGCGGCUCGGGGCGGCCCCGCGCGACGGGAAGGCCGGGGCGGCAGGCCCCGGGGCGCGGCUGCGGGAGCCGCUCUGGCCGUCGUGGUCCUGUCUCUGGCCCUGGGCCUGUCGGGAUGCUGGCUGCUGGCAUGGCACCGUGCGCGGCGGGCUGUCACGCUGCACUCCGCGCCCCCGGCGUUGCCUCCCGACUCUUCCAGCCCCGCCGUGGCCCCGGACCUCUUCUGGGGCACCUACCGUCCUCACGUUUACUUCGGCAUGAAGACCCGCAGUCCGCAGCCCCUCCUCACCGGACUGAUGUGGGCGCAGCAAGGCACCACCCCGGGGACCCCUAAGCUCAGGCACACGUGUGAGCAGGGGGACGGCGUGGGUCCCUAUGGCUGGGAGUUCCACGACGGUCUCUCCUUCGGGCGGCAACACAUCCAGGAUGGGGCCUUAAGGCUCACCACUGAGUUCGUCAAGAGGCCUGGGGGUCAACACGGAGGGAACUGGAGCUGGAGAGUGACUGUAGAGCCUCAGGCCUCAGGUACCUCUGCUCUCCCUUUGGUGUCCUUGUUCUUCUAUGUGGUAACAGAUGGCAAAGAAGUCCUAGUGCCAGAGGUUGGAGCUAAGGGGCAGUUGAAGUUCAUCAGUGGACACACCAGUGAACUUGGUGACUUCCGCUUUACACUUAUGCCACCAACCAGUCCAGGAGAUACAGCCCCCAAGUAUGGCAGCUACAAUGUCUUCUGGUCCUCCAACCCAGGACUUCCCUUGCUGACAGAGAUGGUGAAGAGCCGCCUAAAUAACUGGUUUCAGCAUCGGCCCCCAGGGGCUUCCCCUGAACGCUACCUCGGCUUGCCAGGAUCUCUGAAGUGGGAGGACAGAGGCCCAAGUGGGCAAGGACAGGGACAAGGGCAAUUUUUGAUACAACAGGUGACACUGAAAGUCCCCUUUUCUGUGGAGUUGGUGUUUGAAUCAGGCAGUGCCCAGGCAGGAGGAAGCCAAGCCCUAGAGCAGCUGGCAGGCAGCCUGCUGACCCAGGCCCUGGAAAGCCAUGCUGAAGCCUUUAGAGAGCGCUUUGAGAAGACCUUCCGGCUGAAGGAGAAGGGCCUGAGCCCUGAGGAGCAGGCUUUGGGUCAGGUUGCCCUCAGUGGUCUUCUUGGUGGUAUUGGCUACUUCUAUGGACAGGGUCUGGUGUUGCCAGACAUGGAGGUUGAGGGGUCUAAGCAGAAGGUGGACCCAGUCCUCUUUCCACCUGUUCCUCUUUUCACAGCAGUGCCCUCCCGGUCAUUCUUCCCGCGAGGUUUCCUGUGGGACGAGGGCUUUCACCAGCUGGUGAUCCAACGGUGGGAUCCCCGGCUCACCCGGGAGGCCAUAGGCCACUGGCUGGGGCUGCUAAAUGCUGACGGCUGGAUUGGGCGGGAGCAGGUGCUGGGGGAUGAGGCCAGAGCCCGGGUGCCCUCAGAGUUCCUGGUGCAACGGACAGCCCACGCCAACCCCCCAACUCUGCUUUUGCCUAUAGCCCACAUGCUAGAGGGUGGUGACCCUGCCGACUACGCCUUCCUCCACAGGGCCUUCCCCCGCCUGCGUGCCUGGUUCUCCUGGCUUCAUCAGAGCCAGGCAGGGCCAGUGCCACUGUCUUACCGCUGGCGGGGCCGGGACCCAGCCUUGCCAACCCUACUGAACCCCAAGACGCUGCCUUCAGGGUUGGAUGACUAUCCCCGGGCUUCACACCCUUCAUCCACUGAGCGGCACCUGGACCUGCGGUGCUGGGUGGCACUGGGUGCCCGUGUGCUGAUGCGGCUAGCGGAGCGGCUGGGAGAGGCUGAGGCAGCUGCAGAGCUGGGCCCACUGGCUGCCUCCCUGGAAGCAGAGGAGAGCCUGGAUGAGCUGCAUUGGGCCCCAGAGCUAGGAGUUUUUGCAGACUUUGGGAAUCACACAAAAGCAGUGCAGCUGAAGCCUAGACCCCCUCAGGGCCUGGUGCGAGUGGUGGGCCGGCCCAACCCUCGCUUACAGUAUGUGGAUGCCUUGGGCUAUGUCAGUCUUUUCCCCUUCCUGCUGAGGCUACUGGACCCCAACUCAUCCCGCCUUGGACCCCUGCUGGAUGUUGUAGCUGAUAGCCGCCAGCUCUGGAGCCCCUUUGGUUUGCGCUCCCUUGCAGCAACCAGCCCCUUUUACAGCCAGCGCAAUUCAGAGCAUGAUCCUCCCUACUGGCGAGGUGCUGUGUGGCUCAAUGUCAACUACCUGGCAUUGGGGGCUCUUCACUACUAUGGGCAUCUGAAGGGUCCCUACCAGGCCCGUGCUGCCAAGCUCCACAGAGAGCUCCGUACCAAUCUGGUGAGCAAUGUGAGGCGGCAGUACCAGGCCACGGGCUUCCUGUGGGAGCAAUACAGUGACCAGGAUGGGCGAGGCAUGGGCUGCCGCCCUUUCCAGGGCUGGACCAGCCUUGUCCUACUGGCCAUGGCUGAAGACUAUUGAAGGGGGAACAUGGGAGGGGAGCCAGGCCCCUUAUGCCACUCUGGAGUCGAGGGACAAGGUCUCUCACUUCUGCCCCUAGCCCUCAAGUACCAGUGCUUCAAACCCUCCUCAGCUCAUCUCAGGUGUCUCCUUACUGACAUCCCACAUAGCCCUGGAGUGAAUGUGAAUUCAGAGUCUAUUUUUAUAAAUAAAUGGGAAAGCCAU
Molecule: messenger RNA, 2856 nt
Organism: Globicephala melas (long-finned pilot whale)
Lineage: Eukaryota; Metazoa; Chordata; Mammalia; Artiodactyla; Delphinidae
Gene: MOGS
Product: mannosyl-oligosaccharide glucosidase
Biological process (GO): protein N-linked glycosylation; oligosaccharide metabolic process
Cellular component (GO): endoplasmic reticulum membrane
Molecular function (GO): Glc3Man9GlcNAc2 oligosaccharide glucosidase activity
Source: RefSeq, a predicted model, not a curated record